Molecule: messenger RNA, 4197 nt
Organism: Esox lucius (northern pike)
Lineage: Eukaryota; Metazoa; Chordata; Actinopteri; Esociformes; Esocidae
Gene: ptpdc1a
Product: protein tyrosine phosphatase domain containing 1a
Exons: 11
Coding region: 199-3456 (1085 amino acids)
Biological process (GO): protein dephosphorylation; cilium assembly
Molecular function (GO): protein tyrosine/serine/threonine phosphatase activity
Source: RefSeq, a predicted model, not a curated record
GCCAAUGAAAACAGCGCUUUUCAUUUGACAACAUGUCAUGUUGCUAGUUAGCCAGCUGGCUAAAUAAAUUAAUGAUGGAAGUAAAUCAAUUGAUUCAUGUUAUUAACUGUGAUUGAGAAGAUGUGUAUUGCAACGUGAACGAUGACCUUCCGUUUAGCUAACGGCAGCGCAAUGGAAAUAGAAGACUAAGCUGUUGCCAUGGCGGCUGGGGUGAGCCUGCUGACAGAUCUGCCCCACCCCUCCCCCCAGGCUGGCAGUGGAGACCUGAACAGGGUCAACAGCAUGAACACAGUCAGUGGUGGGGUUCCCACAGCGAGGUACACCAAGAUGGGGGAGACUUUGAGGCACGUGAUCCCUGGGCAUAUGCAGUGCUCCAUGGCCUGUGGGGGGCGGGGCUGUAAAUACGAGAACCCUGCCCGUUGGAGGGACGAAGAUCAGGCCGUUAAGGGAAUCUACUCCUCAUGGAUAACUGACAACUUGUUGGCAAUGGCAAGGCCUUCUACUGAAAUCAUAGAGAAGUACAAUGUCAUUGAGCAGUUUCAAAGGUAUGGCCUUCGUACUGUGAUCAACCUGCAGCGUCCUGGUGAACACGCGAGCUGUGGCAACUCUCUGGAACAGGACUCAGGAUUCACCUACCGACCAGAGAUAUUCAUGGAGGCUGGCAUUUAUUUCUAUAACUUUGGCUGGAAGGACUACGGUGUAGCUUCCCUGACCACCAUUCUGGACAUGGUCAAAGUGAUGUCUUUUGCCAUCCAGGAGGGAAAGAUGGCCGUUCACUGCCACGCCGGCCUGGGAAGAACAGGUGUGCUGCUGGCAUGCUACCUGGUCUUCACUUCUCGAAUGAGUGCAGACCAGGCCAUUCUUUUCGUCAGAGCCAAGAGGCCCAACUCCAUUCAGACCCGGGGCCAGCUCCUGUGUGUCCGGGAGUUUGCUCAGUUCCUGGUUCCUCUGAGGAACGUGUUUUCCUGCGCUGAACCCCGGGCCCACACCGUGACUCUGUCUCAGUACCUGACGCGCCAACGCCAUCUGCUGCACGGGUACGAGGCAAGGCAGCUGAAGAACGUGCCAAAGAUCGUCCAGCUGGUUUGUAAGGUGCUCCUGGACAUUGCUUCCAACAGACAGGUGGUGGAGGAGGUGAUGGUGGAGGUUCCAGACCUGACUGCUGAGGUGGAGAAGAUGGUGUCACAGCAGGCUCUCCAGCUGCUGGGGAAGGAGAUGAGAGGGAAGGGCAUCCCUGUGCCUUCACUCCACCUGGCUGGUCCCCACCCUGAGACAACCCUAACCCAACAAGAGACAACCCUAACCCAACAAGAGACAACCCUAACCCAACAAGAGACAACCCUAACCCAACAUGGGGCACCAUACCCUCUUUUAGACCUUGACCUAUCUCCUACACUGACCCAUCCAGAAUCGCCACUACAUUGUGAUCAACACCAGCCUGUCUCACAGUCCCUACUCCUAACCCAUCCAGAAUCACCACUACCCAGAGACCAAAAGUCACUACUCCUAACCCAUCCAGAAUCACCACUACCCAGAGACCAAAAGUCACUACUCCUAACCCAUCCAGAAUCACCACUACCCAGAGACCAACGGUCACUACUCCUAACCCAUCCAGAAUCACCACUUCCCAGAGAUCAACGGUCACUACUCCUAACCCAUCCAGAAUCACCACUUCCCAGAGACCAACGGUCACUACUCCUAACCCAUCCAGAAUCACCACUUGCCAGAGAUCAACGGUCACUACUCCUAACCCAUCCAGAAUCACCACUUCCCAGAGAUCAACGGUCACUACUCCUAACCCAUCCAGAAUCACCACUUCCCAGAGAUCAACGGUCACUACUCCUAACCCAUCCAGAAUCACCACUUCCCAGAGACCAACGGUCACUACUCCUAACCCAUCCAGAAUCACCACUUCCCAGAGACCAACGGUCACUACUCCUAACCCAUCCAGAAUCACCACUACCCAGAGACCAAGGGUCACUAACCCACACACUACACAUGGAACAACCUCUCACUCCAAAAAAACAGUCCCGACUCCUAGAACCGUGGCUACACCACAACCCUCAGCUUAGCCCGAGCCCGGUUCAUGACCAGCCCCUGUCCAGCAACCAGGAACUGGGUUCACUGUGGCCAAGAGAGAACCAAAUGCCAAUCUCCGUCCUGAAGUCUCUGCAGCCAGGGAAACGCUUUCUGAGCUUCAGCGAUUCAGCUCUGUAUAAAUUAGAACCAAAACAGGUCCCGGUCUGGGAGCAGAACCAGGACCUGUCUUGGAUCAGUCGCCUUCUGCCCCCCACAAGGCCUCCUGCAGCCACAGAACAAAAACCCCUGAGCCCCCAACACCCAGCCAGAGCCUGGGAGACGCCCAGGUCCCCACACCAAUCUCCCCUGUCUCCAUACCCUCCUGACAGCAAACAGUCCCAGAACAACUCUCUCUCAGGGAGAGAACAGAGAAUCGACCAGAACCAGAACACCACUCCUCUGUUCCAGAGGCGAAGGCAUCUUGAUGCUGUCCAGCGCAGCAGGUCCUUUGGGUUUGGCUUCACCUCACAGGAAGACAGGAAGGGCAGCAGUUGCAGGGCCGUUGCAGCACUGUUGGCCCUGAAGGCAGAGGAUGGAAGGUUAAACACGUCUCCAGCCUCAUCCCCAAAACCAGCCCUAACCAAGCCCUUAGGAGAAGAGCUGUCACAGGGUCAGUGGAGAGGAGAAAGGGCUGUGAAAAGUCAUACAGGAGGAGAGGAGAGCGUGUAUUUGGAACAGACUGGAGUCAGAGAACAUAGACAGGAAAAAAAGAGGCUUGGAGACAGCGAGGACAGAGAGAGGGGUGAAGAUGGAGUGAGGGAGAGAGGUGAGGAUGGCGUGAGGGAGAGGAGGAAUUCUGUAGAGAGAGAGGAUGUGGAGAGCAGAAAGUGUCUGGAGGAGGUCCCAGUCAUUAGUCUACAUACUGAUCUGUCCCUGAAGGCCAGACAUCUGCUGGUGGCCAGAGCUCUGGCUGUGAACCAGAAGGACGAGGAUCUCCAGGCCAAGAUCUCAGUGUGGCAGAGAGAGCUAAACAGCAGAGAAGGAGCCUGGGAGAGACUGCAGCUGGAGAGAGACCCUGUGGUGCUGGCUGGCCUCAUGUGGUCCUGGCUGGAGCAGCUCAAAGAACCAAUUAUCUCCUCUCAGGACAUCCAGACCCUGGGCCAGAACAACUUCAACUCCCAGAAUGCUCUCACCUGUCUCGAGAAGGGCCAAAGACUAACCCUGCUGUGCAUCCUGGACUGUGCUGCUCACCUCGUGGCCUUGCCUGAUCAGGUGGAGACUGAUCUCCUCAAGCGGACCAUCGAGGUCUUCACUAAGAUCCACUCAGAGAGUGACCAGACACUGUACCAGAUGCUGACAGCUAUCCUGACUCCUAUUCUCCAUGAGCUGAGAAAGAAGGCAGGGGAGGAGAUGGAGACUACCAAUCACUACUCCUGAUACCUCCUUUACCCCUUACUCCUUGUUAUUUUCCCUGAGGUUUACUUAGCGUUGUCCUGUCUAGCUAACCUCUCAUAUCUUCUCUUCUUCUGUCCUAUAGUUUCCUUUCUUCUUCACCUCCCCUCACCUCUUCUCUCUCCUCCACUCUACUCCUCUUGUAUCUUCUCUUCCACCUUCCCUUUCUUUCUGCUCUUUUCCUCUCUCCUCCUGGCCUCUACCCAUGUUAACCCAACACUGUCCUGUCUCUCUAACGGGCAUUAUUUAAUACAUUCCUACUUCCAUGAUACAGCUGCUGCCUUUUCUUAAUACACAUUUGAUAAUAAUAAUGACAAUGUGAUGUGAUUUUUCCAUCAAGCUUAAUUUUAGUUUGUUUGAAGCUAUUUAUUACUGUGUGUUUUUUUAUUUGCUGAAUAAUUGCCAUAACUAUGUUUAUGUGCCACUCAGUGAUCAGUAUGUGUCUUAAAGUGUCCUGGUCUGCCUUUAUUCUGCUGUCUGUGUUGAUGUGGAAAUGUUACUGUUUUAUAGGAUCCAUCCUAACUAGCUCCCUUUCCGCUAUGUAGUACACUACCUUGGAGCACUGUGGGUCCUGGUCAGAAGUAUGAACACUGUAUAUAGGAAGCUAUUUGGGAUGAAUUCUUGUGAUAUGUUUUAACAACAUGUUUGGUCAGCAAUGACUGGAAAGGGAAUCCUCAUGAAAUGAAUGUAAAUGUUAUUUUAUUUCAAUGGAGAAUUUAAACAUUU